Molecule: messenger RNA, 3518 nt
Organism: Myripristis murdjan (pinecone soldierfish)
Lineage: Eukaryota; Metazoa; Chordata; Actinopteri; Holocentriformes; Holocentridae
Product: retinal guanylyl cyclase 2
Exons: 24
Coding region: 57-3236 (1059 amino acids)
Biological process (GO): receptor guanylyl cyclase signaling pathway; cGMP biosynthetic process; intracellular signal transduction
Cellular component (GO): plasma membrane
Molecular function (GO): peptide receptor activity; guanylate cyclase activity; adenylate cyclase activity
Source: RefSeq, a predicted model, not a curated record
AUUGGAGCUAAACUUCCACAUCAAAUGAAGCUCUGAGCAGCAACAGGGCUGUCAGGAUGCUGCUUCCCAGGUGGUUGCUAGGGGCAUGUCUGUGGUUGCUAUGCAUCGCAGAGGUUUGGACUGUCACCUUCAAGUUGGCUCUGAUUGGCCCAUGGUCAUGUGACCCCAUGUUCUCCAGGGCGUUGCCCACAGCAGCCGCCAACCUGGCGUUGUCACGGUUACGGAACGACGGCGGUCUGAAGGGGGGCUACUGGUACGACGUGCGGCUUCUGGAGGAGGACUGCUCUGCCUCCAAAGCUCUCACACAGCUCAGUGACAUGGAGGGAUAUGGCCAUGCCUACAUUGGACCCUUUAACCCCGCCCUUUGCCAUGCUGCCUCCUUAUUGGCUCAGCACUGGGAGGCGGGGCUGGCCUCCCCUGGCUGUCUGGAUGCUGAUUGGCCAAGCUUGCCGCCCAUCACUCCGCCCAGCAGAGUCCUGUUCACCGUGCUGAGAUUCUUCGGCUGGGCCCACGUGGGCGUGGUCUCCGCUCCGACUGACCUAUGGGAGAGCACCGGGACCGAGGUGGCUUCUGCCCUCAGAGCCCUGGGCCUGCCGGUUGGCCCUGUGGUUACCAUGGAAACUAGGAGGGGGGAGGGACCUCGUGAGGCGCUGAGAGCCAUCAGGGAGGCAGACAAAGUCAAAGUGGUGAUCAUGUGCAUGAGCUCCAUCCUGAUUGGUGGAGAGGACCAGAGGGAGCUGCUAUUGGCUGCUUUGGACAUGGGGAUGAUCUCAGAAGGUUAUGUGUUCAUUCCCUACGAUGCCCUGCUGUACGCCAUGCCCCACCAGGACACAGUGUUCCCUCCUCUGACCAAUAGCACCCGGCUUCGCCACGCCUACAGUUCUGUGUUGACCGUUACCAUGGCGUCAGACCAAAGCUUCUAUGAGACGUUUCGCCAAGCACAAAUCAACAGAGAGAUUCGGUCUGCUGUAGCCGCCACUGAGGUCUCCCCUCUCUUUGGGACCAUCUUCAACAUGGUGUACUUUGUUGCCAAGGCAGUGGAGGAGCGUCGUCAAGCAGGGGGCGGGCGUUGGGUGACGGGCAAUCAACUGGUCGAAUCAGAAGGAGGCUUUGAGUUCCAAGGUUUUAACCAGGUGCUGUAUGGGGGGGAGAGGGGGCGGGGCCUGCAGACCAGGUACGUGGUAUUGGACUGUGACGGAGACCGCUUUGUGCCGACACACACACUCGCCCCAACACACACACAUGGUACGGUUGGUGGACUGAAACCUCUGAGCCGAUCCUUCAUUUUCCCUGGAGGCAGACCACCCUCGGCCAAUUUCUGCUGGUUCAGUCCAGACCAGGCCUGCUCUGGAGGUCCGGACAUGGUGACUCUGAUCUUUCUGUUCUUGCUGCUCUGUUUGCUGGUGGGACUUGUCUUUUAUUGGUUCAGGAACCACAGAAAAAGAGGGAACACGACCAAAUUAAUUCUGACUUUGGAUGACAUCGUCUUCAUCGACACUCAGAUCAGCAGGAAGAAACUGAACGACGAGUCAAUCAUGCGGAGUCUUCUGGAGAUUAAAACUCCGUUUCGCUCCAUCGCUCGAAGUUACAUCCUGACAACACCUGAGAGCUCCAACAUAGGAAUACUGGAGGGCGACUGGGUGUGGCUGAAGAAGAUUCCAGAGGGAAAGACGGUGACAGCUGUCAAUCAAAGCACCCAGAAUCUGUUCAACUACUUCCGGGAGAUGCGACACGAGAACCUGAACCUGUACCUGGGUCUCUUCCUGGACUCAGACAUCUUCGCCGUGGUCAUGGAGCACUGUCCCCGCGGCAGCCUCGCUGACCUGCUGGCCGACACCAAUAUGAGGCUGGACUGGAUGUUCAAGUCGUCUCUGCUGAUGGACCUCAUCAAGGGAAUGAAGUACCUGCACAUGCGAGGUUUGAGUCACGGCCGUUUGAAGUCUACAAACUGUCUGGUCGAUGGGCGCUUUGUUCUGAAAAUUACUGAUUAUGGACUUCCCAUGAUCCUUCACUCUCAGAACCUCAUCAUUUCUGAGGAUCCACACGACUUGUUGUGGACGGCUCCAGAGCUCCUGAGGAACCCGAUCAGAGGAGGAACUUUUGCUGGUGACGUCUUCAGUUUUGGCAUCAUCAUACAGGAAGUGAUCUCUCGCACGCUGCCGUACGCCAUGAUGGACAUGCCUGCCCACGAGAUCCUGGAGCGUUUGAAGCAGCCUCCUCCACUCUGCAGGCCAGUGGUUUCUGUGGAUGAAGCUCCGACUGAGUGUCUGGCCCUGAUGGCCGAAUGCUGGAGCGAAGACCCCAGCAAGAGGCCGAGCUUCGACGAAAUCUUCAAACAGUUCCGGGGUAUCAACAGAGGGAAGCGGGCCAACAUCAUCGACUCAAUGCUGCGGAUGUUGGAGCAGUACAGCUCCAACCUGGAGGAUCUGAUCAGAGAGAGAACAGACGAACUGGAGGUCGAGAGAAACAAGACGGAGAAGCUGAUUGGACAGCUCCUGCCCAAGUCAGUGGCACAGGCUUUGAAGAAAGGGAAACCAGUCCGGCCAGAACACUACUCUGACUCUACUCUGUACUUCAGCGACAUUGUAGGAUUCACCACCAUAUCAGCUCUGAGUGAGCCCAUUGAGGUGGUAGAUCUCCUCAAUGACCUCUACACCAUGUUUGAUGCCAUCAUUGCCACUCAUGACGUCUACAAGGUGGAGACGAUCGGCGACGCCUACAUGGUGGCGUCCGGCGUGCCAAACAGGAACGGGACGCGGCACGCGGCCGAGGUGGCCAACAUGUCGCUGGACAUCCUUCACUCCAUCGGGGCGUUCAAGAUCAGCCACAUGCCCGAGGUCAAGGUGAAGAUCCGCAUCGGGCUGCACUCAGGGCCGGUGGUGGCGGGCGUGGUCGGCCUCACGAUGCCCAGGUACUGCCUGUUUGGAGACACGGUGACCACGGCCUCACACAUGGAAGCUACUGGGCUGCCGUACAGGAUACACAUCAGUCUGGGUACAGUCAAGCUCCUGACCAGCCUCAAACUGGGAUACCAGUUUGACACCAGGAAGAACCACACACAGGUGAAAGGAGCUGAGGACACCUACUGGUUGAUCGGAAGAGAUGGUUUCAAUAAACCACUUCCUAUUCCCCCUGAUCUCACUGGAGGGUCCAGUAACCAUGGUAUCAGUCUCGAUGAGAUUCCAGUUGAGAGGAGACAGAAGUUUCUGGAUCGACAGAAGAAGAUGAAGAAAUAGAGAAUGCCAAUGCACACUCACUCUCACACACACACACACACACACACACACACACACACACACUCUCCCUACCUCGAGGACUGGAUAGUGAUGUUUUGGGCCGGGUAGCAGAGAGUGGCUGGGGUCACAUGGGACGCAUGUUUUUAUUUCCUGUUCAGGUCCAAGCAGCUCAGCUGUUUCCAUAGCGAUGCUGUAUCAUUCACCUUUUUUCCAUACAUUUGAUAUAAUGACACCUGAUUACACCUGGAACCAGGUCACGUUACCAUGUCAAAAGUACAGACC